This is a messenger RNA of Harmonia axyridis, 894 nucleotides long. Its product is annotated as elongin-B-like. Gene Ontology annotation, biological process: transcription elongation by RNA polymerase II. NCBI's taxonomy places the organism in Eukaryota, Metazoa, Arthropoda, Insecta, Coleoptera, Coccinellidae. The coding region runs from base 278 to 631 and encodes 117 amino acids. The transcript is spliced from 4 exons. Gene Ontology annotation, cellular component: VCB complex; elongin complex. Gene Ontology annotation, molecular function: protein binding. The record is from RefSeq and is a predicted model, not a curated record.
UGAACCGGUUUUUUUAGUUUUCGCAUUCCACAAAAGAAAUUUGAAUACAUACUUGGAACUAGUGUAAUUUUAUAAUUCCGCAUAAAAAAGAAGAAACAUUUUCAGUUCUAUGGUGACAUAUUGCACAUUUUAGUGAUUUUACUAUGAUUAUAAAUUAUAAUAAUAUGUAUGACAGUGUUUGAUUUGUAAACACUGUUUAUCUGAAAUGAUUAAAUACUAGGAUAUUCUUUUAUUUAUAUUCUCGUGGAUUAUCUGAUUUAACAGCAAUAAUUUAAAAAUGGAUGUGUUUUUAAUGAUCCGUCGAAAAAAAUUAACUAUAUUUAUUGAUGCCAAGGAUACGACAACAGUAUUGGAAUUGAAAAGAAUAGUCGAGGGUAUCCUGAAGGUUCCUCCAAGAAAUCAAAGACUUCACAGUAGGGACAGUAGUGUUAUGGAAGAUGAAAAGCAAUUGCAGGACUAUGGUCUAACUUCGAAUACUGCUAAAGUUCAGAAUCCAGCAACAGUGGGAUUGACUAUACGGGAUGAUAAUGGAGAUUUUGAACAGUUAGAAUUAACCCCAUACUCAGCACCCCCAGAUCUUCCAGAUGUUAUGAAGUCACAAGAAAUAAAUGGCCAAGAACAAUCUCCUUGAACUAGUCAUAUCUCAUUACUUCUUGUAUCAAGCUUGUUCAGUUUUUGUUUAAAAUAACAACGAAGAAGUCCAGUUAUUGAUUCAUUGCCAGCAAUAUAUACUGAAAUCAAUUAUAUUUAAUUUCAAUAAUCUCACCUCAUUGAAAUCAUAAAAUAUCAUGCAUUCACUUUUGAAUAUGGUUGUGUAUAAUUCAUAAUAAUAUAAAAACGCUUAAUCUGUUGUGGAUUAUUAUCAUCAAUUGUUAAUAGAUAUUGUGAUAUUUA